GUGAACGGCCGCAUGCUCGGGCAGAAGUGGGUCAGCGGCGCGGCGGAGGGGCAGGUGCCAGAGCCGCCCGGUGCCUCCCGGUGUCCCCCCCCGCCCUCCCCACCGGUGCCGCCGCUCCCCGCCCCGCCGCAGGGACCCCCGGUGCCGCCCCAUGCGCCCCCCGGCGCGGUCCUGAGCGCCGCUGGCCACGAUGCGAGCCCAAAUCGAGGUGAUCCCGUGCAAGAUCUGCGGAGACAAAUCCUCAGGGAUCCACUAUGGCGUUAUCACCUGCGAAGGCUGCAAGGGAUUUUUCCGGAGGAGCCAGCAGAACAACGCCAGCUACUCCUGCUCCCGGCAGCGGAACUGCCUGAUCGACCGCACCAACCGCAACCGCUGCCAGCACUGCCGCCUGCAGAAAUGCCUGGCGCUCGGCAUGUCCCGCGAUGCGGUGAAGUUUGGCCGCAUGUCAAAGAAGCAGCGGGACAGCCUCUACGCCGAGGUGCAGAAGCACCAGCAGAGCCAGGAGCAGAGCGGGGGCACCAAGGAUGAGCCUGAGCCUCUGAGCCGCGUCUACACCACCAGCGUCAGCAGCGGGCUCUCGGACCUGGACGACAUCUCCACGCUGUCGGACGGGCUCCUCUUCGACUUCCCCCUCACCCCCGAUGGCAGCAGCACCUACUACAACCUCGACCUGCUCGCCUCGGCGCAGCCCUCGCCCGACCAGUCCAGCCUGGAUGUGGCCGAUGCCACGCUCAUCAAGCAGGAGUCCAUCUACGAGCUGAUGCUGGAGCCAGCCCUGUUCGCGCACGGCGCGCUGGAGGGUGCUCAGCUGGCGGCUGAUAUCUCCGUCCUCGAGAUCGACCGGGUGGCCCAGAACGUGGUGAAGUCCCACCUGGAGACGUGCCAGUACACAACAGAGGAGCUCAAGCGCCUGGCGUGGAGCCUCUACUCCCCCGAGGAGGUCCGUGCUCUGCAGAGCAAGAGCUGCGAGGCCAUGUGGCAGCAGUGCUCGCUGCAGAUCUCCAACGCCAUCCAGUACGUGGUGGAGUUCGCCAAGCGCAUCGACGGCUUCAUGGAGCUCUGCCAGAACGACCAAAUCAUCCUCCUGAAAGCCGGUUGCCUCGAGGUGCUCCUGAUCCGCAUGAUCCGCGCCUUCAACCCCUUGAACAACACCGUGCUCUUCGAGGGGAAGUUUGGAGGCAUGCAGAUGUUCAAGUCCCUCGGCUGUGACGACCUCAUCGGUGCUGUCUUUGAGCUGGGGAGGACCCUGUGCCGCCUGCAGCUAUCGGAUGAGGAGCUCGCCCUCUUCACCGCCGCCGUUCUGCUCUCCCCGGAUCGGCCCUGGCUGACCGAGUCCAAGAAGGUGCAGAAGCUCCAGGACAAGAUCUACGUGGCCCUGCAGCACGAGAUCCAGAAGAAGCACUCCGCUGAGGACAAGCUCUCGAAGAUGGUUUCCAAGCUGCCCUUGAUGAAGACCAUUUGCAACCUGCACUUGGACAAGCUGGAGUUUUUCCGUCUCCUGCACCCGGAGACUGCCAUGAACUUCCCACCCCUCUAUAAGGAGGUCUUCAACUCGGAGCUGCAGUACAGUGACCCACGGGAGAGCUAAAGCAGGGAGCCACAGGCCCUCUUCGAGUUCCCCAGAACUUGGAAGCAAACUAAACUUCAGAGGUUUGGGGAAGUUUAUUUAAGUCAAAUAAUCAAACUCAAGAGAACCCCGGGUGCUGGGGUAUAUCCCAGCCCCAUUUUCCUCGCUGUGGAUUGCGAUAGCUCUUGAAUGUAAAGCACCUUGAAGGAAAAAGCAAACGGACUUUGCCAUACCAGUGAAAUGAAUGUGAAAUCCCUGCUCGGGAGAGGAGAUGCUCCUGGCAGUGGUAAGGGACCGGCUCCUCCGGGCAGCACAGGAGGAG
This is a messenger RNA of Pezoporus flaviventris, 1889 nucleotides long. RefSeq names its product nuclear receptor ROR-beta-like. The transcript has 10 exons. Gene Ontology annotation, molecular function: nuclear receptor activity; RNA polymerase II cis-regulatory region sequence-specific DNA binding; zinc ion binding. Gene Ontology annotation, cellular component: nucleus. NCBI's taxonomy places the organism in Eukaryota, Metazoa, Chordata, Aves, Psittaciformes, Psittacidae. Gene Ontology annotation, biological process: regulation of transcription by RNA polymerase II. The record is from RefSeq and is a predicted model, not a curated record. Bases 191 to 1588 code for a protein of 465 amino acids.